Molecule: messenger RNA, 4470 nt
Organism: Suncus etruscus (white-toothed pygmy shrew)
Lineage: Eukaryota; Metazoa; Chordata; Mammalia; Eulipotyphla; Soricidae
Gene: GPR137C
Product: G protein-coupled receptor 137C
Exons: 7
Coding region: 1-1488 (495 amino acids)
Biological process (GO): positive regulation of TORC1 signaling
Cellular component (GO): lysosomal membrane
Source: RefSeq, a predicted model, not a curated record
AUGCUCGGCUCUCUGUCUCAGCUGAUUGUCUCCAGCCGAGAGUUGUUUUUUUUCUCUUGCAGCUCUGCGGAGUCGAGCCCGGGCGAUCGGGGGGCGGGCGGGCGGGGUGGAGAGGGUGGCGGGGGGGCUCGGGGCUCGGGGCGCUGUCAGGGCACUUGCUUGCGAGGGGUGGGCAGGUGGGUGGGGGACCUGGGGCCGAGCCUCGACGGCGCCUCUCUUCUUCUCCUUGCGGUUCGCGCGCUCCUCCGGCUCCCCCUCAUGAGGGCGUCCGUGGGGGCCCCCGCGGCCGGCCGCGAGCCCUCGACGCCCGCCGCCGCGGUGCCCGGCUCGGUGCAGUUGGCGCUGAGCGUCCUGCACGCCCUGCUCUACGCCGCGCUCUUCGCCUUCGCCUACCUGCAGCUGUGGCGGCUGCUGCUGCUCCGCGAGCGGCGCCUGAGCUACCAGAGCCUCUGCCUCUUCCUCUGCCUGCUGUGGGCGGCGCUCAGGACCACCCUCUUCUCGGCCGCCUUCUCGCUCAGCGGCUCGCUGCCCCUGCUGCGGCCGCCCGCCCGGCUGCGCUUCCUGCCCCACUGGCUGCUCUACUGCUUCCCCUCCUGCCUCCAGUUCUCCGCGCUCUGUCUCCUCAACCUCUACCUGGCCGAGGUUAUAUAUAAAGUCAGAUGUGCCACUGAGCUUGACAAACACAGAAUUCUUCUGCAUUUGGGCUUUAUAUUGGCAAGUCUCCUCUUUUUAGUGGUGAACUUGACUUGUGCAAUGCUCGUCCAUGGAGAUGUCCCAGAAAACCAAUUGAAAUGGACUGUGUUUGUUCGUGCAUUAAUUAAUGACAGCCUAUUUAUUCUUUGUGCCAUUUCUCUAGUUAGUUACAUAUGCAAAAUAACAAAAAUGUCAUCAGCAAAUGUCUACCUCGAAUCAAAGGGUAUGUCUCUGUGCCAGACAGUCGUUGUAGGCUCUGUAAUCAUUCUUCUCUAUUCUUCAAGAGCAUGUUAUAAUUUGGUGAUCAUCACCAUAUCUCAGGAUACAUUAGAAAGUCCAUUUAAUUAUGGUUGGGAUAAUCUUUCAGAAAAGGCUCAUAUAGAAGACAUAAGUGGAGAAGAGUAUAUAGUAUUUGGAAUGGUUCUCUUUCUGUGGGAACAUGUCCCAGCAUGGUCGAUAGUACUGUUUUUUCGAGCACAGAGAUUAAAUCAGAAUUUGCCACCAGCUGGUAUGAUAAAUAGUCACAGUUAUAGUUCCAGAGCUUACUUUUUUGACAAUCCAAGACGGUAUGAUAGUGAUGAUGACUUGCCAAGACUGGGAAGUUCAAGAGAAGGAAGUUUAACAAAUUCACAAGGUUUGGGCUGGUAUGGCACUAUCACUGGAUGUGGCACCAACAGUUAUACAGUCUCUCCUCACCUAAAUGGACCUAUGACAGACACUGCUCCUUUGCUCUUCACUUGUAGCAAUUUAGAUAUGAACAAUCACCAUAGCUUAUAUGUAACACCACAAAACUGACAUUACUGAGUUGUGAUUCUGGUUGCUUUUAAUGGAUGUGUUUAUGCAAUGUGUUUAAAUUCCAGCUACAUAAACAUUCCUCUCUGUUGUAACUGAAAACAAAGUCUGGAAAUCUAUUCAGCAAGGACGCACAGCUGUGAUUUUUUGACCUCUUCAACAUAAAAUGAAGUAAAAUGGAAAGGUUGACAAGAGGGGUUAGAUCUUAAGGUACUUGAUGACCUCCAAACAUCUUGACUUUGGAACGCCUAAUGCAUAUUUGCACUUUUAUCUUUGUUUUGAAAGAGUACACUGCAGUCCCCUAAGUCACACUCCACGCUCACAUUGAGAUAUUUAUAGUAUACACCAAAUUAGGAGGCAAUGUUCCUGUUAAAACUAAAGUCGGGGUUCCCGAGCACCACCAGAAUAACCAGGGUCUUCCCUGGUACCAUGGGCCCAGAGCAGCACUACAUCUUUGGGCCCUCACGUUGACUCACCUGCCAUGUUGGCCAAGAAUCAAUUACUAGGAGGAGCCUCCCUCUUGGUAUCCUGAGAGUGACCUUCUAAUAUAUUGAAGUCCAUAUAUUUAAUGGUGUGCUUUAUGUGGGAUUCUUCCCCAAUAAAAAAUUUUAUAGUAUGAACAGUGUGCAGAAUUAAGUCCUAACAUUGUAUUAUUCUUUUUAAACGUCUACUAAAAUAGGUAAAUGUUGAAGAUAGUUUUUUAAGCAUGGUUAUAAAAUACCAAUGGAAAUUAAACAAUCAUAUGAAUAAUAGCAAUGAUCUUUACAAUGAUUACCAGCAGUGUUCUUUGGGAAGCCACAGAUAUUUCUUCAAGAGAAAGGUACACCUCUGAAAAUGAUAUGGCUACUUGAAAUAGAAUUGGUUGUGAUUAUUUUGUAUGAUUCAGAUAGAUGUAGUAGUUUAAGCAUGAUUCUUCAAGAAAGCAAUAGUGAUUUUUUUCAUAGGGAGAUUUUGGUAGAAACUUCUUGGGACUAAACAAGUUUACAGUUGCAUUUAAGAAUACCUAAAAUGGGGGGCCAGAGCUGUAGUACAGCAGGUAGGGCAUUUGACUUGCACACAGCUGACUCAGAUUUGAUCCCUAACCUCUGUAUGGUCCCCUGAACCCACCAGGAGUAAGCCCUGCGUGCAGAAACAGGAGUAAACACUGAGCACCACCAGGUGUGCUCCCCCAUAAAAAAAAAGAAUACCUAAAAUGUACAACCUUAAAUUAAAAAUGUAAAUUUAUUUUCAGUAUUCGAUUCAGCUUAUACAAGCUAUAACUGAUCGUAACCUAUUGAAUCAAGAUUGUCCUUAGGUAAAUUUAAUCAUGACACAUUGUUGCAGUGAACUCAAGUGCAAUACUUUAUAAAGCAUAAUUUCCCUUUGGCUUUCACAUUUUGAAUCUUGUUUAUUAGUAAAGCCAAAUUGAAUUGAAUUAAUUCCAGUAAUAGACUAAAUGACCUUGUGAAAAGGUACUAAAUAGAUAAGUAUAAAACCAGUGGUUAAUAUCAGAAUACUUUUAGUAUUACAUUCAAACUAUCUUAAAUGUCCUACCCUCAUCUAAAAAGCGUAUAUGUUAGACUAAGGUAAUAGAGAAUUUUAAAAUGCACUUUCUACCAGUGUCUAUGUAGAAAGAAAUAGAUGCUGAAUACCUCAAGAUGCCAAGGGAACAGGCAACAUGGAAUGUCAUCACAGAAUGCUUACAGAUGGUUAACCAUAUACAGUUGUUUGUCAUCUAUUUCUUCAGAACAGGAAAACAUACAACUGACCUUUUUGUUGUCUCCUUUUUUUGUCUUCUACUUUGAGUUGGAGAGUUGUUUUGUUUCUACUCUUACUUUAAAAGCCUCUCAACUGUUUAAAAAUUGAUGCAAUAACAUCACAAAAAGUAUAAACAGUAGGUGAGUUCCCAAGAGAUAAAUAAAAUUUUAAAUGCUAUCAAUUUUUUGUACUAUGAACAUAGCAAAAAAUAAACAAACUUCUUUUUAUCAUACAAAAUAAAUUCAACCAGAGGUAUAAACUUAGGCUACUUUAUAAUAAAUUCUUCCCUUGUAACCAAAUUAUUUUAAUGUUUAUGGUACAGAAGUUAAUUUUAGUAUUAAAAAUAUAAUGCAUAUUUAACUGAUAAUAUUUUAUUACAACUUCAUUAUUAAAUUUCUUUUCCAAGUACCUACUAUUCAUUUUCAUACUAAUGUUAAUUACCUAAUUACCUACUGUUAUCUGAAAAGAUGUGUUGUCUUUGCUCAUUGUUAGGGUUCGAAGUGAUGUGUUCUCUGGCAAGGCUUCCCUGUAUAUUGUUCCUCUGUGCCUAUAUAAGCAAAGAUUACUUUCAAAAGAUAGCUCAGAUAAAAUAAUUUGCUUAUUUUAGAUGAAUUGAUUAUUCCAAAUUUGAGAUUUGUAAUUUUUAUUCUCAUUACUGACAUGGGUACCCAGAAUCUUGUAUUUGUCUCCACCUACACAUUUGCCACAAAACAUCACCAAAGACAAAGCUUUGAAAGAAAAGAAAGAUAAGUUUCUGGCCCAAAUUUUGCUUACAAAUUCCAAAGCACUAGGAGCACUUUAAGUUUAGUCCUUGAAAGAAGUAAUCGUUUAUGAAAUCAAAGGGCUACCAGCUCCCUCUUCAUCCUGCACUGAAGCACAUGAUGAUCAUAUCAAACCUUCAUUUUUGGUUCAUUGAUUAAAAGUAAUUUUCAUUGCUUAAAGUGUGUGAUUCUACGGUGAUUAGUAGUACUUGUUUUCCUGUUUCAUUUGGGUGGCCAUUAAUUUUGAAACUGUUACCACCCAUUUUAGCUGGUUGUAGUUUUAUGAAAGAUGUAAUUUAUAGCUAAAGUGGCUUUUUUAUGCAUAGCUGCCUUUUUUAUUGUUUAACAGUGUUUCUCAGCUAUCGAACCAGUGUCAAACUGGUUUUAAAUAUAUAGCUGUGGCCAAUGAAUGUAUUUAUUUGUUGUUUCACUAAAUUGUAACAAAACACUACUGUUAAAAAUAAAAGUGUUUGUGCUUUUAUUUAGA